GACGACAGAUUGUGAUAGCGGAGUUCCUGGAACAAACAAAACAAACGAGAGCUGAGCAGAAGAGAGGCUUCACGCUGCGUGUCACUCGCCUCUGACUGUUCAAAUCUGAAUUUGGCAACAUGGGUAACAGCCCGGAAACAACGUAGAGCCGCCGCUGGAUGUAUUUCUCUGGGGGGGAAAAAAGCAACGUAAUAUAAUAACAGCUUCGCGUUAGCUUAGCUUAGCUUUGGCUGGGCGUCUUCAGUGUUGUGUUUUCAUGCGCAGAGUCAGCUUUCGUUUUUUCGUUAAUGUGGACCUUUCGUUUAAACUGGCAUUCAGACUAGCUGUUCUUCUGUCGGCGACUUUUUUAAGGGCCGUCCACGAGUGUUUAGUCCACGCGUACUGACAGUGUUUAUCUCGACAGUACAGCCAGCUUCCUCCUGUUUAUCACAGGACAGACUUAUGUCAUAGCUCAUGAUAGCUGUUUGUUUUUAUAGUUGAUCCGAGUAAUUAAUCUGUUUUCAAGUCGAAAUCCAACUUUUUAAGCAGAGAAAUUGACACAUUGUCGUUCUUUGUUUUAUUGAAGAAAAUAUUGAAUGAUUUUUUUUUUAUUCCAGUGUACUGCAGUGUUGUUAAAAGUCAUAUGUGUAGACAACAUUCAGAAUUGUGCUUGAAUUAAUUUAUUUACUACCUAAGAAUCACAAAAAGUGUUGUGUUUUCAUGACCUUACUCAAUAGGCAACUUUAAUCCUAGAUGUCACUUAAUACAAUACAGUGGGCCUUUGAUGUUUUGAUGGUGUCACAUGGUAAUAAUGCUCCUUUACUUUCUGAAUUGGUUAAAUUGUAUUGUUGCAAAACAACAGUCAUAAUACCUGCCAGAAAUCACAAUUAGUUGUACUCCCCCAUUUCUUUAGGCCCAAUUUAUAGAAAACAUAAAUGAGGGCUGCACGUAGCCAGUUGAUUGUUUCCUGUAGGAAACGCCUCGGUCCACUGUGUGUGUUCUGAGCUGUGGGGGUAAAAAGCUGGGGUGAGCAGUGAAGAUGGAGGCCGUAAGACCAAAGAGGACCAAGGCCAAAACCGUCGGAAAGUCUCAGUCGGCUAGAAAACAGAAGCAGGCAGAGGAAGAAAAACGAGCCACAGCUCCCUCAGCAGUCAGUGAUGAAGCCUCUGAUUCUGGCUUCACUGACAUCCCCCUCAGUCUGCCCUAUCAGGAGCCAGAGGAGGAGCAACAGGACCAUGCUCAGCCCCCUCAGACCCCAGCACAGCUGUCAGACCUGUCCUCUGAGAAACAGAAGACUUCAUCAUCGCAGACUUUAUCCUCAUCUGUGUCGAUCAAGACUUUACAAUCAACUCUCAGUGAGUCAACAGAGACAUCACAGGGUACAAAGCAUCUGCAGUCAGAAAAGGUGCAAGAGAAGGAUGACAGAGUGGCAGAUCAGGGGACUGAACUGAAAGCUGCUCCACUCUGCAAUGAGGUGGAAAAAGACACACAAUCAUGGAAUCAGUCUUGUACUUCAACUCAGUUUGAGAUCCCAAAUGUUCCGAGUGCCCCUGCACUCUACCCGUCUCUCCCUACACUGGAGGAGGGUCCUGUGAUACAGCUCGCCAUGCAAACUAUAAAAAAUAGUGCAAAAGGUCCUGCAGUGUUGGCGCUUCCUGAGCAGGAGUCUUCUCCCCCGAGUUUGCAGCCUCUGGAGUCUGUAGCCGAACUUUCCAUGAAAAAACUCUAUCCAGAAAUACCCGUGACAGCUCCAGAAAUACAGCCAUUCUCCUUGGAGCAGCUGAGUGUCUGGGAGCCAGGGGGAGGUUUACGAGCCUGGUUAGAAGGUGUUGAAAUGUAUGCAGUUCAGUUCUGUGCUCUGGCCCGGCAAGAGAACCACGAGCUGACUGAACUGCUGCAGAAUUACUGGCGCUGCCGCAGACAGCUCACCCAGUCACACACACAGCUACACACACAGUCUUCUGACUGCAAGAGCACACAGAACCGCCUCUGGAGCUUCAGAGAUGAACAGCUCACACUUCAGGGUGUGUGUGCAGACCAGUCCAAAGUGUGUGGGUACCAUCGCUUCCAGCAGGCAGAUUUCAGUCAGAGUGUGCUCGCUGAGUUGAGGAGACUUUUCGAAGCCCGCAGUGAGCUGCUCCAUCAAAAGGUGGCGCUGCACGCAUAUACUGCUCUGUUGUCACGACUGCAGGUAGAAUCAUACCUGUAUCGUCUACUGAAAGAUUGGUCUGGCAGCCAAACACAACCUUGUUCUCUCCAACCACUGAAGGAAGCCAUAAGUGUCCUGUUUAGCUUCACACGCAGAGUCCUCGAUGAUGCACAGUUCCAAACAGACAUCCAUCACUGGCUGGAAAGAUUGGUGGCUGUCCUGCUACAUGUUGGAGGGUCAGGAGAACAUCUGUACUUGCUGUGUCAUCUCCUCUGCUGCCCUGCUGGGGUUGGAAAGUGGUCUGCACCUUUCCUUCAGAUUCAAGUUUUCGGAAGCACCUGUGGAGUGCAGCACUUCAUGCAAGCUCUGGCAAUCCUAAUGUCACCUACCAGACACCGUGCAGAGUUUCUGGGCCAUAUGAAGCCAAGUGAUAACCAAAGCUCUUCAGGUUCUGGACCUGAGUCUGGCAACUGGACCCUCGUGGAUGAAGGUGGAGAGGAGGAUGAAGACCCAGAGAGCAGCUGGCUGCUCCUCUGUGAGGAGGAUCUGAUCUCCUUACUGAACCAGUUCCCCUUCCAGCAGCUCUACUCGCACAUGCUGGGCAUGAGUAAGCAGGGUGUGUAUGAGCCUCAGGCCUACUCCAGUCAGAAGAUGAUGCGUUUGUUUGCUUUCGCUUCUUCUCUCAUUGAAAUUCUCGCCCUUGGCCUACAAACCUACAACAGGGCGCGAUACAGACAACUAGUCAAACGAAUAGGACACAUUAUACGAAUGACUGUGUGUUAUGUGAGUGAUCACUGGGCCCAGUAUGUGACUGUGACCAGUGCUGGUGGGUCCAGCUCUCAUGUGCACUCUCUGUCGUUGGACAAACUGCAGCUGGAGUAUGAUCAUCUCUUCCUCAGAGCUGUUUUACACGUGCUCAGAAACAAACGGUUGGGUAUUUGGUUGUUUAUGUCGGAGAUGCCUUAUGGUACUUUGUCGAGCUGUAUGCUGUGGAAAGUCCUGUAUGUUAUGCAGAGCGCAGAGACGGCAGGAGUCGAAACACUCGGCACUGCACGAGACACACAGUCCUGCAUUCAGUCUCUCAGAGACCCAGAGCACCAGGUGAGAUUUGAACAAUGGCUGUGUGAGGUGAACAGCUCUGACGGCAUCUCCCUCCUCACUGCACUGGCACACAUGGCUACACCCACUCAGCACACUGACCCUGUUUUCAUCACGACUAUAACUCUGCUGAUUUACCAGGUGUCUUAUGUGAGCAUGUCGACCAGAGAAAUAUACUCCAAGGUGGGGAGGGAGUUGCUGGCUGCCAUAGCAACAGCCCAUCCCUAUGUUAUUUCUGUGCUCCUGGAAAAACUGAGAGAGACGAUACAGACUGUAGGAAUGAUGGCUCUAUACCUGUGUAAAGAGCUGCCUCUGAGUCUGUGGCUACCGCGGCCAGAGGAAAUAUGUGUGAUCGGAGCCUGGCUGCUCCUAAACCCUCUGUCUGCCGUGGAGAACCGGCUGGCCUGUGUCAUCCUGGAAGGGCUGAACUGGGGCUAUGCACAGGAUGGCUCCCUGGUGCUGCCUUCAUCUCUCCACAGCGAAGUUGCUCUUCUGGUGGCCGAGGCUUACCAGAAGUAUCUAACUGACAAACCGUACAGUGGCCUUAUAUCAGAGGGGAUCAAACAGGUCUCUUACCUUGCCAGUGUUCUUCGUUUGGGCGUAUCUCCCGAAGCGUCUUUUAGUCAGUGGGCAUGGCAGCUGUUGUUAAGGCUGAAGCUCCACAGAAACAGUCAAAACCCUAAAGGAGCCUGGUCAGUUCCUGCAUCCACCCCACCUCCAGAGCUUACACACACUCCCAGCAUGCACUCUGUCCUCAGGGCUGUAAAAGCAGGCAUCCCGAUUGGAUGCUACCUCUCCAUUGCCAUGACAUCAGUAGGACACAGCCUGGAAAACUUCUGCACCGAGGGAGUUGGGUUGUUGAAGAGUCUGAUUCAGUCUCGUCACUUGAAAGCUGCCGUACAUCUGCUGGACAACAUACUGCCGCCGACUUACCCUCUCAGCUUCUACCUGCUCAACAACUCUCAGUUUGUCAGUUGUAUGCAGCUGUUCUUGCAGUACGACAGCGUGUGUCCUCAGGGUGUGACGCAGCAGGUCACUCAUCGGGUAGCUCCACUCCUCACAGGAACCACCUACGGGGACAAUGUCCGACUGCUGAACAGCGUUAUUCAGAGCCAUGUGGUGGAGAGUUCACAGCCUGGACACGUUGGAGCUGCAGCAGUGCUCGAGUUUUGGGUGGGAAUUCUGACACAACAGAACCUGUGGUACCGGGACAAAACAGUCCUGUUCCUCAUGGAUCAGUUAUGCUGCGCUGCAUUCACACACCACCAGGAGGAAUGUGUGCAGAAACUCCUGUACCAACUGCACAAGGAUGCCUUGGGUUACCAUGGAGAUCGGGGUCUGCUCUCCUCUCUCGUUGGCUGGAUUGCUGGAAAUGCCACGCCCUCCUUUAUAGAGGGCCAAUCCCUGAGUGCAGAGGUUUGGUUCGCCUGGCUGGUGCUGAACAUGGAGGGUUUGGUUGAGGAAGAUUCUCAGCUGAGACGCUGUGUUGAACUUGAACUCCUCUCAGAGCCCAAUGUCUCCCCAGAACAAGCUUUAAAGAAGGCGCAGCAGAGGAUUAAGUUGCCAGCAGCUCCGUCCCUGCAGCGGCUACAGGUGUACCGCUGGGCGUGUCAGGCUUUAGCCACACCCCCCGACCACCCGCUCCUUCCUCUGGUCUGGCAGAAGUUCCUACAGCUUUACCUCAGACAGCCGGGACCAGAGUACGGACUUGCUGCUGGUGGAUGUAUCGGACGCAGGUUCUUCCAGGCUUCAUCUCAGGCCACUUUACUUGGAGGACUGAAACUUAGAAUCCAAGAAGUGUCAGACUUCCACCAUGCUGCCAGCCAGGCCCUCAGGGUGCCCCCUCCACAAACACCCUCAUCAGACAGUCGGAGUGAUGAAACUCCUGACAAUCCCUGUCCCUCGUACCUCACGUCUCCACAGCUACACACAGAGCUGGUCAGGUUGUUUGGUGUAUUUGCUCUGUGGCUGGAUGAUGAGACACUGCAGAAGCAGGAAGUGUACCUUCCCUCUCUUCCUCCACAGUACGAACCACACAGACUGGCACAGGUCAUGCAGCGGCAUCAGGAACUGUGGCUAGAGUUUCUGGACCAGGAGCGUCUGCAGUAUGAUGAGAAGGAGGUUUUGUCUCUGUGGGAGAAGGUGAAGAGUGAGCCAACCUUCCUGCAGGCCCAGAAUCCUGGCUUUAUUGACUGCACCAGCCCGAACAAUGCAAAGGAACGUAUCCUGUCCAACCUGCAGAAGCAUCCUAUUCCCCGAGCGCCUCCAGAGCUGCAGCAGCUCAAGGCACCCGUGGGUGAGAUUCUCACCGGCUGCUUCACUGAUUCAAAAGCUGCUGCUGAACUGCUGCAGCAGGACCUCUGCAUUCUGCAAGACCAGGCCAGGAUUGCAGUGGCACGGGAAGCCCAGCAGGUGGCGAUGGAGCAGGAACUGCUGGAGAGCCUUCCUCUACUUUAUAAGAACCGGUCAGAGCAAGUCACUAUGGCCCUGGAGUGUAAAGGGAAGGGAGGGCAGCCGUGCCAGGGACCUGCAAACAUCACUGUCACAUGUGAGCGUGUCCAGAGACAGGAGGCAGUGCAGACUCAGAUAACGUCACUGCGCAGAGACGUCAAGAAACUCCAAACAGACGCUAUGGCCCCUCCACCUCAGAGCCUGGCCCAGGCUGCGGUCCACACUGAGGAUUUUAUCACGGCUCUGGUGAAUAUGUACAAGGCGCAGAAAUCUCCUGCAGUGCAGCAUGUUGGGGUGUCAGCCUUUUACCAAGUGGUCUCUUUUGUGUGCGAGGACACACUGCGACAUCCGCCGACACGGCAGUAUCUCUCCUCGUGUGUCGAGAUACUGGGACAGGUGUUUAUCCAGCAUAAUCCAGAGGAGUGUGGCCGUGUCCUGAAGACCAUCCUGGAGCAGCGGCGUCUUUGCCCUCUCAUUUCCCCCUUCUUCACUCCCAACGCUGCACCUAAACAGCUCGUCUUUCUCUACCAGGACGUGGUGACGUCCCUGCACUUGGACAGUGCCGACGUCAUCUUCAUGCUGCUCACAAAGUUUGACUUGCCCCUGUGGCUGAAUGAAGCCCACCCUGUGUUUUCGGAGAGAACUCGUUUGCUUGAGUUGAUCCACGGAGCUCUCUGUGUCUGUGGCCAAGACCCAGAGCCUGAACUUCUCAUACCUUUUCACCUUUUUGCCAAACACUGGACUUGGCUGCUGCGCCACCAUUUCCCUGAUCACUACAGUGACUGCCUGCGUCUGCUCAUGACCAGCUCUUCAAACCAGUUACUGAGUCCAGAGUGCUGGAAGGUGACUCUGCGAGUGUUGGGCUGCUUACCUCCAUCCCGCAGCACUAAGAGCAAAGCUGAACAAACCCUCACUUCCACCGACGUCCCCGGCCGUGCCGUCGCACCACAAGCCUCUCCCUACAGAUCCCCCAUCAGCCUCUCACCCCAGCAGGUGGAUGAGACAGUUCAGUGGUUGAGUGAUUACUUCCUGCGGAGUCGUCUCGGCAAACAAGACCUCCGCAGCUUCGGCCUCUACUCUGCUUGGACUCCUUACAUCAGUGACGUUGUCUCUUUCUGGGAGCAUUUGAUCAAUCAUUUAAUCAACAUUCAGUUCAGCAGCUGUGCCAGAGAGUCAGUGGGCAGCAGCAAAAUAAUAAAAGCUCUGCAGGACCUCCACAGUAAGAUUGUGAACUUAUUUAAGCCCUGGAUCUUUCCUGUGGACUGCGACGAUGGCGGAAACCUCAAGUGUUACCCCUGGCUGGAGACCGAUGCGAGUGCCGCAGAACGCCUGUUGGGACUGUACGCUCAGCUCACUGACGCGCUGCAUCACCGAUUCAGAGAUCGCUUGCUCCCUGGUCAGAGAGGAGCUCUGUGGCUGUGUAUGAUGCAGUACUGUGAGAGCUGCACUUCGCCCCGUACACCUGAGUACCUUCUGUACCUGUACCACACGCACCUCCGCAGCUUACCCUGGAAAUGCCUUCACCCCGACACUCAGCUCAUGGAGCAGCUCUUCAAUGUGGAGAGAGGAAGUCCCAAGAGCUGCUUCCUGUUCAUGGGAGAAGUCUUAUGUGAAGUGAACUGGAUCAGCGUCUUGAGUGACCACUUGCAAACCCCUCAUGCAUCUGCCACAUAUCCCACUUUACCACAGACGUGGACUCAGAAGGAGUCACACACCAUGUUAGUGUAUCUGCUGUACAUGUUAGUUUUUCUGGCAAAGGAGGAUCAGCUCCUGACUCAACAGGACUCCCCUCUGCUCAGUCUGUUGGUUCAGUCCACCUCUUUGCCCUGGCGUCAGCUGGACCUGUCCUCAUACCAAGGCAUUCUGGGAUAUGUCAGCACCCACUACCCACCCACUUUGCUGCUCAGCAUCGAUUCUGCCCCUCAGCUGCUGCUGAAAUCACUGCGUAGUGCUGCUGGACUCCACUGCCGCGCUAAUGAAGCUCCAUACAUAGAGGAGACACUGAAGGCUGGAGCGUACGUGUGCUGGUGUGUGCAGUCUUUAGUGAAUCUCGAGCAGGGAGGCAGCAUCAGCCUCGGCAGCCUGGAGGCUCAGCUGGAGACGCUUUUAGAGAGUAUUGUCACAUUCAACCCCCCAGAGACGGGUUUGGAGCAGAGGCACAUGGCAUUUUGCAGCCUCUUUAGCGACGCUCUGGCUUUGCUGAACGGCGUGGGCGUCUCAUCCGGUGAGGCACUUGCAGCUCGUGUCAUUGCCUGGCUGGACAGGAAGGGGAGGGGCUUUCCUAUUCUGCCUCUUCUCACAGCUUGCACGCGCUGUCUCGCAUCAGUGCGGCACAUGACGCGCAUCAUGGAGGCGUGCAUCACGGCGUACUUCAACCACGCUGAGGAGGAGUCUGUUGGUUGGGGUCCGGUGUUGGCAUCGCUGCAAGUGCCUGAGCUCACAGUGGACGACUUCCUCUCUGAAAGCCACGCAGGAGGAAGCUUCCUGACACUCUACGCCUUCAUCCUGCAGCGUCUCAACACUGAAUACACAGCAGCUAACGAGAGGAGGACUCUGGCUCUAAUUAACACGUGGACCAGUCAGGUCUUCCCCAGUGGUCCAGGUGAUGAAGCCAAGCUGUUUCUUUGGUGGCACAAGGCGCUUUACCUGUCAGCGGAGCAGAUCCAGCCGCAGGCCGGCCUCACUGAAGUGUCGGGAGUCGUCAUGAAUCUGCUGAAGUUGCAAACCAGGCUGCUACAGCUGGGAGAAGAAAGGCAAAACUCGGGGCUGCUGGGCGCUAUAGGCCUUGGAAAAAAGUCUCCUGUUUCUAAUAGGUUCAGGGUGGUGGUACGAAGCCUGGCUGCCUUCCUCUCAGUCCAGGUACCGUCAGACAACGAGCUUCGACUUCAACCCACCAGUGACCUGCAGCUCUCUGUGAAAGCCCAGCAAGCACUAGGGCUGUUGGAGGCCAUGCCGAGCAAUAAGCAGUACGCCGAGUUUGAGGAGUCUGUGAAUAAGGCUGUCCAGUUCAUUCGCUACCCAGGACACUGUCUCAAAGAUGCACCCCGACUUUUGUCCCUGCUCGCCAACCUCCUGUACCCUGACCUCAGAUACCUGCACAUUAUCCGCUAAGACUGACUUAACUUGACACUCCUGCUCGAGACUGGAAGGACGUUACUCCUCUGUGUCAAAUAAAGUGACCGCAAACGUCUGUCGUGUGCAGACAAAAUCGAGAACUGGAGCACAAUAGUGUCCAAGUAGUUGCACUGGUACUGAAUUACUUUGACUAUUUUAUCAGUACAAACUAUGUGUCGUGUCAGCGAGGACUUUGUGGGACUGAAACUGACACAACUAAGAAUCACCAACUGAGUAGGAUCAUAAGAAAUGUUGCGUGCUAAGCUGUGACCUUUUCUUCGCUGCUGUUUUUUUUUGCUUUGUUGCCUUUUAUUUAAGUUCUCUUCUUAAUUUCAGUGUUGCGCCCAUUUUUCUGAAGCAGAAUCCAUUAAUCAGGACUCAGUUGCAGGCUUGAAGGAAGUUGAAGGACACAUCUAGUAGACCGAUGACUUAAGUCGUACCAUCUUUAAAUGGGGAGGGGGUGGGGGAGCGAUGUAGCAGCAAAGACCUUUUGGGUUUAAUGUCUGAUCCUGAGAUUUGCUGUUAAUUCCAACACCAGGCUUUGGUUUAUGAUCUGAAAUGUCUCAGAGAUCUUUGGUGCUGUAUGUAUACAGAUGAACACAACGGCUGCCUCAACAGAAGUGAUCAUGUUUGUGCCAGUAUUAUGUUUGCGCUCAACCAAUCGUGCUUUGUUUGUUUGUUUGCCAAAAAAAAAAGAUGUUAUUUUCUUAUGCUCAGCUACGUAAACCAUUUUGACCAUGUCCUCUGGUUGUGUCGUCUGUGUUGGGGACUUUGGUGACUUCAAAGUGAGGAAGUCUCUGGAUUAUACACAGUGGUAAAUACAAGUGUGACUGACUUAAUAUAGGGGAUUAGAUGAUUAGCUGUAAUAAUCUGGUCUUUGUUUCAUCUUUAUCUAAACUUUGACGAUGAUUGGUUUUGAUUGGCUCUCUUUACUGGACUGGAACUCACUAUUGGUUUCUGUGGAGACAGCCUUGGUCUCUAUGUCUAAUCGUCCCCUUCAAUGGAAGUUUAGGAACGUUAUCUCUGUGAAACUAAGUGUGCCUCUUUAAUUUAAAGCUAUUUAUAUGAAUUUAUCAGUAUUUAACCAGGUAUAGAUGGAUGAAGAUCUUAAUCUGUGUCUAUUUGCUACACAAAAUAAAACAUCAGAAGCUACACAAAA
Messenger RNA from Solea senegalensis (Senegalese sole), 9950 nucleotides. RefSeq names its product ectopic P-granules autophagy protein 5 homolog (C. elegans) (gene epg5). The record is from RefSeq and is a predicted model, not a curated record. Gene Ontology annotation, cellular component: cytoplasm. Lineage: Eukaryota; Metazoa; Chordata; Actinopteri; Pleuronectiformes; Soleidae. Bases 1019 to 8788 code for a protein of 2589 amino acids. Gene Ontology annotation, biological process: autophagosome maturation. The transcript has 45 exons.